Venturia canescens is the source of this 808-nucleotide messenger RNA. Its product is annotated as perilipin-1-like. Gene Ontology annotation, biological process: positive regulation of triglyceride storage; lipid storage. Lineage: Eukaryota; Metazoa; Arthropoda; Insecta; Hymenoptera; Ichneumonidae. Gene Ontology annotation, cellular component: lipid droplet; cytosol. The transcript is spliced from 3 exons. The record is from RefSeq and is a predicted model, not a curated record. The coding region runs from base 130 to 708 and encodes 192 amino acids.
GCUAGACUUAAGAACACGAGUCCGAAUUUAGCUCAUCGGCAGGGCCACGAGAGGUACGAAAAUUCGGGUUUAUCGCGAUUGCUCGGAAUUCAGGUGUCAUUUCUCGUCGAUUCUAAAAGGCUCGAGAACAUGAAAAAAUCUGGCGAGUCCACGCAGGAUGUCAGCAACGUUACGUCAACGAUCCAAUCGCAGGAAAUAUCCGGCUUCGAUGAUCCCAACGACUCGAAAAAACCGGAGAAGGAAGAUUCAACCGAAUUUGUCUGUACUCAACGUCUAGCGAAUUUGCCAAUUGUUGCAAGUAUCAAUUCUAGUAUUAGCGAAGCUUAUACGAGUGUUAAACAGUCUCAUCCUACUGUCGAAAAGAUAUUUGAAACGACCAAAGAAGGGCUUGGCGAAGGAGCGAAAAUCGCUGCUCCCGUAACCUCCAAAAUCGGAUCUACUCUCAAAGGACCGCUCAAAACUAUCGACGGUGUUAUAUGCGACGGUCUCGAUUACCUUGAGGAUAAUGUACCGGCGGUUAAACUACCGCCGGCCAAAAUGUACGACAAUGUACAAGAAUACGUCAGAAAUGUUUCAGAAAACAUUAAAACACACUCAAACGCCUUGUACGCCGAUCUCAAACGCAAAUUGGAAGAGUUGACGAAAUCUAUUGAGGAAGAGCCAAAAAAUUCUGAGCGUCGUUCGGAGGAUUCCAAACCUGGGAAAUGAUCGCUGACGAUUUUUUUUUGUUAUUUUUCUGCAUCUAUAUAUGUAUAUUUUUAUAUACAUAUGCAUGAUUCUCCCCGAAUAAAUAUACAUAGAGAUUAUA